Molecule: messenger RNA, 1410 nt
Organism: Mytilus trossulus (common blue mussel)
Lineage: Eukaryota; Metazoa; Mollusca; Bivalvia; Mytilida; Mytilidae
Exons: 1
Coding region: 1-1410 (469 amino acids)
Source: RefSeq, a predicted model, not a curated record
AUGGAAACUAUGGACGAUAAGAAUGGUGUAAAUGAUUUUCAUAAACAUCAAAUACAGCAGGCGAUGGACGCACUGAAUCGUGUAAAAGUAACUGGAAACGUGAAGUUUGUACAGGCAAAGAAAGCCAUAUUAAAACAGAAAGAAUCGUUAAAAAGAAAGAUAGAUGAAAGCACAGAUGAACUUAUCGACGUUUUAAACGUUAAAUGGACAACUUUUCAAGCUGAACUGUCUGAAAAUAUGGAGAAGCUCAAAGACAAUAUUGAACAUAACUGUACAGAAGGAGCAGCAUGUUUUCAGCAAGAUGAGAAACAAUAUUCAUCUUUGAACGAACUUGAAAAAUUAGAUCUGGAUAAAAUUUGUGUUCCAAAGUUUACACCUGUAAAGGAAAUCAAAAGCAAUUUUGGAAUAAUAGAAGACAAGUAUAUUGACUACAAAGAUAAAUAUAAAACUAAAUUCAAAAUACGAAGGCAAUACAACACAGGACUUUCUUAUAUUAACUACAUAGCUGUGUGUUCUGACGAUUCACUAUGGCUCUGCGAUACCGUUGACUCAACUGGCAUACAUAGAAUAGAAUUUGAAGGAAGUGACCGUAAAAGCGUAGCUAGAUUUUGUACAACUGAAUUAAAAAUAAAUGGUAUAGCUGUUUUGCCGAAUGACGAUCUCCUGGUUGCCACUGGUGGUUCUGUUAUCAAAUGUGUGGAUUUUAAAACUGGAGAAGUGUCAGACACAAACUACAACGUAAGCCCGUUACAAACAAGAGCAGUUUACAUUACGCCUAUUGGACAUGUUCUUGUGGCAGCAAUGACGUAUGGGACCGCCUUCAAAUUUCCUGUUUUGCCGGGACAUCGGGUCGUAUAUGUAUUUGACAAACAAGGCGAAAAACUUGCCAUGUACGAGUAUGAUAAGUUCGGAGCACCUUUAUUCAAAAUGCCGGACUGCCUCACCAGUACCAAUAAUGGAAAUAUUAGUAUAGCAGAUUUUACUGCAGCUGGGGGUAAGGGAAGGGUAAUAGUGAUUAAUGAAGCAGGGAGCGUUCUAAACGUCUAUUCAGGACACCCCGAUGUUAGUGAAAAGUUAUUAUCACCAGUCGGGCUAACAACAACUGAGAUGGACACCAUAAUACUUUCUGAUAUGAAUAGUCAUACUCUGCAUAUUUUAAAUGAUAUCGGACAGUUAUUGACUUACGUAAAUACAAUGGAAGCCAAUUUCCCAUACUGUACAACAUUUAACACAUAUGGGAAAUUAUAUCUCGGAUGUUCAGCACCCAUAGGAAAGUCCGACAAAAUCAAACUUUAUGAAAUAGAUUUUUCUAGUUAUAAAAAGUGUAAAAGGGAAAAUAGACCUUCUGGUUUAUCGGACGAACACAAAUUAGUAUGGAAAGCCAACGGGGUCAUAACUCUUAAUUCGUAA